AUGUCGGCGCCAACCAUAACCCGCGACCGUACCAGGAGCCAUAUCCAUCAUCUUUUUCUCCUCUGCGUGAUUAUCUUGGGGGCGGCUUCCCUCCUCUGGGCGCCGCAUAUAUCUUCCUGGCAUCCGCCACCGCUCCACAUACAAGUUAAACCGUCCCACGCUGCAACGGAUGUCAGCGCGGUUGCGCCUUUCAUUUUCGACUCUAUCCAAGGUCUCCUCAAGCAGUGGCCCAACUCCUACGCCCCCAAUGGCCACUCCAUCGUUGCCGGCGUAGUCCCCGCCAACACGGCUCUGUACCAUGCCAGGCAACGAGCCAGCCGUCCGUCAAAGCCAACCUUCUUCGCCUUCGACGCGGAAAUGUCAGUGGGCAUUUACGGCGGCUCGGGCCACUCCAUACUCGAUGUCUACAGCACCACGCGCCCCCUCAACAUCAUCUACUUUGACGGCCAGUCGGCGACUCUCACGUCCGCAGGCACGCUCGAUUCGCAAAUGGCAGUCCUCCAAAGGCACGUCCCACUCUAUCCGCCUUACAAUCUCGUGUACGACGAAGAUCAGCGCAAGUUCGACCUCUGUCGCCUGGCGGCCGAUCUCGGGAUAGACGGCAUCGUGCGCAUGAACGCAGGCUUCGAAGUCCUCAUCUGCGAUUUUGAUGCGUCGAAGGUCCGCGCCCUCUUCGCCACCAAUAACUCGGUCCCGAACCCGGAGGCUGAGAACACGUCGUUGCCGCAUGAUCCGAACCGCCAGCCGCCUCGGGGCUACGGGAACGUGUUCGCUGAGCAGGGCUCGUUUGAAUGGCUCCGGAGCGCUAGUUGGCAUUACGAGAUCCCGGAGCCGCGAAUCAAGCUCGAUCUGUGUAGAAUGGUGUCGUUCUAUGAUCCGGCGUUGUCAAGCCUGGCAGACGCUCAUCACGGCGGGAUCGUCGGCAAUCAGACGUACGAAAACGGAUGGGGCUUGCGGCGGGGGCAUCGACUGCUGGAGAUUGACGAGGACGAUGUCAAGCUUGUCCGUGCGUGGCUCAAGGAGGAUAUGGCCUCAUCAUCAUCACCGUCUUUGUCGGUAGGAGCCGGAUGCUCGGGUAUCGAUUGGCAUGCCAUGUUCGCAGUUAUCCAGGCCCAGCAUGGAACACGGGCAAGAGAGAUUGCUGCGGUUUUCGAAUGGAACCGCGAGACCGAGCAAGAGCAAAACGCCAUCGUCACCCGAGUUCACGAGCUCUCCCACGCUGUUCUUUCCGCGUACGUGGAGUACAGCUCCAGCACACCGAAGGAGCUGGCCAUCACCCGAUGCUCAUCCAUGCACACGAUGCUACUUGACCCCAGCACCCUGGCGCGGUCAGAGAGACUGCUUUAUCACGUAGUGGAAACCGUGCUGAAGAAGCUCUGCACCUGGGAAUGGGACCUGUUCGAGUGGAGCGAGGGGCACACCAGCAAGUAUCUGGCCAACAACAAAUCCACCAAAUUCAGGAUCACGGCCCGGGACGCGUCUCUCUUGGACGAGAUCAACGAGUACCGCCAGCAAACCACUGAAGUUUUGAACUGGAUGGGAUGGGACACGUGGACGCAAUGCGAGAGGCAGUGUGGCCCGAGUGAGCUCUGUGCUAUCCCGGCGUGGCCGGUUGUUUACGCCCCCGGUUUACCGCAGGGUGGCAUCUAUGCGGGGAGCAAUCCCAGGUUGACCGACGAAGAGACGCGGGAGUUUUGGAGGCCGAAGUGUGUCGACCGGACCGACUUUGAUCGGGGCGGUGGGCGAGGGAGGGAGCCCGAUUACCAGCUUCCUGACGUUCCGCCGUAUUAG
Molecule: messenger RNA, 1791 nt
Organism: Dichotomopilus funicola
Lineage: Eukaryota; Fungi; Ascomycota; Sordariomycetes; Sordariales; Chaetomiaceae
Exons: 3
Coding region: 1-1791 (596 amino acids)
Source: RefSeq, a predicted model, not a curated record